Molecule: messenger RNA, 144 nt
Organism: Sclerotinia sclerotiorum 1980 UF-70
Lineage: Eukaryota; Fungi; Ascomycota; Leotiomycetes; Helotiales; Sclerotiniaceae
Exons: 2
Coding region: 1-144 (47 amino acids)
Source: RefSeq, a predicted model, not a curated record
AUGCCCGGAUCGAGGAAGUGGCGGAAGCGAGAAUUAGAAGCGAAGGAGAAAGAAAGGGAGGAGAAGGAGAGGGAGGAGAGAGAGAGGAAGGAGAAAGAGAGGAAGGAGAGAGAAACCAAACAUCAUCCGGGAAGACAGAGCUAA